Messenger RNA from Physcomitrium patens, 628 nucleotides. Its product is annotated as large ribosomal subunit protein eL34. Lineage: Eukaryota; Viridiplantae; Streptophyta; Bryopsida; Funariales; Funariaceae. Gene Ontology annotation, cellular component: ribosome. The record is from RefSeq and is a predicted model, not a curated record. Gene Ontology annotation, biological process: translation. Gene Ontology annotation, molecular function: structural constituent of ribosome.
GAGGGCGCCGCUGACUCUCUUCGUGCUCUUCUGUGUUGCGAGAUCGCAGUACCGGAACAUAGCAGGCUAUCUCCUGGUCUGUCACCAUGGUUCAGCGAUUAACGUACCGUCGCCGCCACUGCUAUGCCACCAAGUCGAACCAGACCCGCGUGGUCAAGACCCCAGGUGGUAGGAAUGUCUUCCAGACCGCCACAAAGAGGGCAGCUGGGCCGAAGUGUCCAGUGUCUGGAAAACGUAUUGCUGGGAUUCCUCAUCUGAGACCCACGGAGUACAAAACCUCUCGUCUUCACAGGCACAAGAAGACAGUCAACCGGGCCUAUGGCGGCAACUUGGCUGGUUCCGCAGUUCGGGAACGCAUUAUCCGAGCUUUUCUAGUUGAGGAACAGAAGAUCGUGAAGAAGGUUUUGAAGAUCCAGAAGUCAAAGGAGAAAUUGGCUGCUAAGACCCAAUCCUAAGUUAUUUGAGAUUAGUUUCACUGAGCACUUCAUGAGCAACAGUAUGUCUGCUAUGAGAACUUAGUCUUUUCUAUUGAUUGAUCUAUAGAAGGCCCUCUGAGAUUUCAAUUCUCUUGCGUAUUGUUGAUUUGUGAGUAUUGAUUGCCUCGAGUAUCGGUUCAUCGAUUAUGUCA